AUGACUGAUAAUCAGGACUUGGCUGCACAAGAAGCUGUGGUAUCCCCCAUUGUUGGGUCAGUCACUACGCCAAUUGAAUCUGUGCCCUCUGAAAGAAGCACAAUUGAUCAAUUGUCUCUACAGCUACUCGAACAGAGCGAGAAAAAUUCCGUUUUGGAGAAUAGUAUUCUUGGAUUGAGCCGCAAAAAUGCCUCUCUGUUGAAGCAGAUAUAUGAGAGUAGAAAGAUGAAAGAGGAAAGUGAUAGGGAGGUGGAAAAAUUGAGCACAGAAGUAGAAGAAUUGAGUGCCACUUUGUUUGAUCAAGCAAAUAACAAGGUGAAAGAGGCCAAUGUACUAGCUAAUGAUUUUAAGGUCAGAAACGAGAAGCUAUUGGAAAGUUUGAGAGAAAAGGAUGAAACUGUCGAGCUUCUAAACAACGAGCUAAUUCAGUUGAAGGAUAUGGUAAGUCAAUUAGCCGAGGAACGAACAGCCAGUGAAGAAAGCAAUGGUAUCGGUGGAAACUCGAUUGAAAAUUUGCCUAGCGCGUCAAAAUUCCUUGCAGAUGCCUCAUUCAGCUUGAAGGGAUUACAGAAGUUCAAUAGCAAGCAGAUAUACACUCCUGUGUAUAACCAACUUCGAUUCGAUCUACACGCAUUCGAGCAGUUUCAUCGAGCUUUAGAAGCAACAAAUGUUCCAUUCAGUAUUCGUGACUCGAGUUUUUUUAGAUCAUUGCUAACUGAAGAGAUCGAGCCAGUGCUAAGGCUAGACCUUUCUCCCGGUGUGAAAUUCUAUCAGAGAAGAUCAUUUAUAACCAAUUUGAUGGAUUAUAAAGUUUCCAUUGAACCCUUGAGUGCGUCUACUGAAGUUUGGAAGUCGAGUAAUGCUGCUCAGCAGAAGCACGUAAUGCCAGGUUCAUUUGCCGAUGGACAUGCAACUCCUGAGUUAGAGGACGACUCUUCGUCUGGUCUUAAAAUGUUCAAAUAUGAUGCCAGCAGGCCCGUCGCAAACCUAUCCAAAUGUUCCAUUUGUGGAGAGGCUCGAAAGCAGAUGAAUUUUGCAAGACUUUACAAGCUAAAAGUUAAGGAUUUUGAGUAUACGCUUUGCAUAUCUUGCACUAACAAGCUCAGACGUGUGGUGGAGCUUCUCAAAUACCUCAAAAGUUUGAAGCAGACUGAUCUGGAUGAAGAGGUGAUCUGUCGGUGGUGUAAGCUGGCUUCACUGCGCGGCAAGUUGUAUUAUACCAAGUUGGGUGUCUGGAGUGAGGCUGAUGAGUAUGGGCUUGUAUACGGAUGGAAGAAUACAUGGCUAGGUCAGGAAGUUGGAUUACAUGCUCAGGAAGACGUUCCUACAUCAAGUGUUGCAUCAGUUGCAAACUCUGAUAAGAAAGACAUAAAUUUAGAGGCCGCUGAUGAAUCCAAAGGGAAGUUUAAUGCCGAGAACGCUGAACAAAUAAUAGACUCCACGAGCGAGGCCGCUGGCUCUACUACGGUGUCUAUAACUGAUGAGCAGAUAAUGAAGAAUGAUAUUGAUGGGUCUUCAGCAACCGAAGCAUUAGAGCAGCUCCCUUCAGAACCCCCUGAAGUUGCUCCUUCACCUAUAUCUGAGAAACUGUCUGGAUCUACUGCUAACUCUGUUUCUCAUUCCUCUGCUUCCAGUACCAGUACUCCUAAAAUCUCACCUAAAUCAUCCACAGAAUCUGGCAUAGAAUUCAAAGAUGCAGUCGAUUGA
Molecule: messenger RNA, 1707 nt
Organism: Brettanomyces nanus
Lineage: Eukaryota; Fungi; Ascomycota; Pichiomycetes; Pichiales; Pichiaceae
Exons: 1
Coding region: 1-1707 (568 amino acids)
Biological process (GO): exocytosis
Cellular component (GO): Golgi to plasma membrane transport vesicle; cell tip
Molecular function (GO): guanyl-nucleotide exchange factor activity
Source: RefSeq, a predicted model, not a curated record